Molecule: messenger RNA, 1761 nt
Organism: Closterium sp. NIES-67
Lineage: Eukaryota; Viridiplantae; Streptophyta; Zygnematophyceae; Desmidiales; Closteriaceae
Source: the annotation of a GenBank genome assembly
UGGACGAGAACCUAGAACGCCAUUUUCAGAGAGCGGAUGCGAGAAACCUGCUGUUUCGCCUUUCAAACAACCGCGUGCUGCAUCUUACGGUCCCCAACCCCCUAGUUAGAAUCAGCUAUCAACUUCACUUGCUACCUACCAGCUGCUCCAUACUUGAACACGGCCCGCUCUGCUCGAACGAGUUAGCAGUUACUAGUACUGCUGCCCAGGAAGUCACCACGCGGCAUCGCACGCUGUCACGUGCAAUUCACACUUCCAGCCAUGGCUUACCAAACGACUUGCUGCAGCAGACUAGCUGUAUCUGCCGAGGCUGCUGGCGUCAUUCUCCCGCUCGCCACGUCAGCACGCUCUCUGAACCUCCGCCGCUCGCUUCUUUCCCCAGACUUUCCCUGCGCCGUCGCUCCGCGCAUAGCCGCCUCCGCCCCCGCUCGGCGCGCUUCAGCUUCCCCACGCGCGUCUCAGUCUUCCGCCGACGCCGCCACCCAUCCCUCCGCCACUGAUUCUGCGGAAUCCUCGGAAGCAGCCGCGCGGGAGGCUGCCGCGCUAGAGGCCGCUGCCGCGCGCGUUAUCACCCUCUCGAGCCGCGGAGAAUUCGAGCGGCUUAUGGCGGAAGCGAAGGACAAGGGGCAAUUAGCAGUAGUGGAGACAACUAUGUCUACCCUCCCAAACACCCAACGGAUUUACGACACACUCGUGGAAACCGCGCGGAUGUUUCCGAACGCGGUUUUUCUGCGCAUUCUCGCGGACAAGGGCGCGGAGCUGCGCGUGCUGGCGGAGAGCAUGCGGUGUGCGCGCGUGCCGUCGUACGUGCUGUUCCGCGAGGGGCAGCGCGUGCACGAGGACGCGGGGAUGGAUGCGGAGCGGCUGCGCGCCGAGCUGCUAUAUUAUUCCGCGGAGGGGCCCGUGCUCGAGGUGCACUCCGCGGAAGAAUAUCGCGCGCUUAUCGAGACUCACGCCAACACCGACAUGCUGGUGGUGAUCGAGGCAACGCUCGCCUUCUGCGGUCCGUGUGUGCGCAUCCACCAGACCGUGCUCAACCUCUCCCACCGCAUGGCCGGCCACGCCGUCUUCGCCCGCUUCUUUGGAGACUCAGCGGACUGCACUCGGGAGCUGAUUAGAGACCUAGGGGUGCUGGAGGCACCCACGUUUCUGUUCUACAGGAGAGGGGAGCUGCUGGGGCGGUAUGUGGGGUCGGGCAGGGGGGAACUGGUGGGGGAGAUUCUCAAGCACCAAGGGGUGGCUGUCAGCUGAGGAUUUGGGUUUUCUAGUAUUGCUAGAACGGUUGAAAUGGGUGCUGGGGUUGGGAGAGGGGAGCUGCUGGGCCAGUCUCUGAUCACGGGAGGGGGGGAAACUGGCGAGCGAGAUAAGCAAGCACCAAGGGAUGGCUGUGAGCUCAUGAAUUGGAUUUCAUCAUAGUCUUGCUACAAGGGGUGGCUAUGAGCUGAUGGCCCGGGAUUCGUUGUCUUUCUAAAGGGUUCAUUAUUUGGGAAGCUGAGGGUAGGAGAGGGGAAUUGUGGGUGUCAGACAGGGCCCAAAAUUGGUUUUGGGCCUCCCUUUGAAAUCAGGGUCGCCCCACAAAAAUACCCUGUUGACCAGGGAACCAAACGUUUCAGGGUAGAAUUUUUGCAGCCCUGUUUACACAGGGCAUUUUUAUAACCACCCUGUUGGUCCAUUGACAACAAUAGGAAAAGUGUUCAUGAAACAUUAUAAGUUGUCUAUCUGGGAUCUUUCAUUUUGAAGUUAGAAUGCGCAGGAGCCUCG